Molecule: messenger RNA, 2139 nt
Organism: Nycticebus coucang (slow loris)
Lineage: Eukaryota; Metazoa; Chordata; Mammalia; Primates; Lorisidae
Gene: MYBPH
Product: myosin binding protein H
Exons: 11
Coding region: 212-1831 (539 amino acids)
Molecular function (GO): protein binding
Source: RefSeq, a predicted model, not a curated record
GUGGUCCCUCCCCCAGAGCUAUUCCUGGCCUGGGUGCCUCCCCACCCGCAGUCCUCAGCUUGACCUGACCCCACAGCUGGGAAUCGUUUGCUGGGGGUGGGGCAGCCCUGACUAUAUAAGCCUGGACGUAGGUGUCCCAGGCACCCUGGAGGUCCAGCCUCUUAACUGCUGACCCCUGACUCCAGCUUGAUCCCCUGCCAGUCCAACUGUGAUGGAACAAACCACCUCUGAGGCUCCUGCCUGUGGUCCAGAGGAGACUGCAUCUGAAUCUGCCAAUGUGCCCGUCACAGAGCCUCCUGGAGAAGGGGCAGCAUCAGAGUCCCCCGGGGAAGAGCAGACUCCCAAGCCACAGGAGCCUGCCUCUCAGGCCCCUGCAGCCCCUGUAGCUGCUAAGCCUGUACCCACAAGUGAAGACAUCCCCAGUGCCCCACUGAUGCUGACCCUGGAGGAUGUGACCCACAGCUCUGUGACUGUGAGCUGGGAGCCCCCUGAGAGGCUAGGGAGGCUGGGCCUCCAGGGCUAUGUGUUGGAGCUCUGCCGAGAGGGAGCCUCAGAAUGGGUGCCUGUGAAUGCCCGGCCCAUGAUGGUGACCCAGCAGACUGUGCGGAACCUGACUCUAGGAGACAAGUUCCUCCUGCGUGUGUCGGCGCUGAGCUCUGCAGGGGCCAGCCCACCAGCCACGCUGGAACAGCCUGUCCACAUCCGAGAGAUUGUUGAGGCCCCCAAGAUCCGUGUCCCCCGCCACCUUCGUCAAACCUACAUCCGCCAGGUGGGAGAGGCAGUCAACCUGCAAAUCCCCUUCCAGUCUGCAGACAGCCAGAAGGGCACCCAGCACAGGCUGAACACCCAGGGGAUGUGGCUCUGGGCAGCACCUAUGGCCCCAGCUGCUGUGCUGAGAGGGGUCAGAGGGGCAGGCUCCAGAGAGCCCUGGAAUCAAGCAGGUAUAGGGUGCCAGCACCUCCCUGCACUCACCCUGAGGGCUCCUCCCUGUCAGGGGAAGCCCAAGCCUCAGGCCUUAUGGACCCACAAUGGCCAUGCCCUGGACAGCCAGCGGGUGAGCGUGCGCACCGGGGACCAGGACUCCAUCCUCUUCAUCCGCUCUGCCCAGCGCUCUGACUCGGGUUGCUACGAGCUCACCGUGCAGCUGGAAGGCCUAGAGGCCAAGGCAGCCAUUGACAUCCUGGUGAUUGAGAAACCUGGAGCCCCCAGCAGCAUCAGGCUACUGGAUGUGUGGGGCUGCAAUGCUGCCCUAGAGUGGACACCUCCCAAGGACACAGGCAACACGGAGCUCCUGGGCUACACGGUGCAGAAGGCGGACAAAAAGACAAGGCAAUGGUUCACAGUACUGGAGCACUACCACUCCACCACCUGCACCAUCUCCGACCUCAUUAUCGGCAACUCGUACUCCUUCCGGGUCUUCUCAGAAAACCUGUGUGGACUCAGUGCCUCAGCUGCCGUCACCAAGGAGCUCGCCCAUAUCCAGAAGGCAGAUAUUGCUGCCAAACCUAAAGGGUUUAUUGAAAGAGACUUCUUGGAAGCCCCCUCAUUCACCCAGCCCCUGGCUGACCACACAUCCACCCCUGGCUACAGCACUCAGCUGUUCUGCAGUGUCCGAGCUUCACCCAAGCCCAAGAUCAUCUGGAUGAAAAACAACAUGGAGAUCCAGGGCAAUCCCCGAUACCGCACCCUCUCUGAUCAAGGCAUCUGCACCCUGGAGAUCCGGAAACCCAGCUCCUUUGAUUCUGGUAUCUACACCUGCAAGGCCGUCAAUGUGCUGGGGGAGGCAUCUGUGGACUGCCGGCUGGACGUCAAAGCCUCAGCCACUCACUGACAAGCUGCGGAGGAUGCUGGGAUGAGGAGACAGGUGCUGCAAGCCUGAGAGCUCAGGUGCCCUAGGCCCAGAAUCAAACUCUACAUAUGCCCAAGACUCCCAUUUCCAUAGCAACGGCUGAUGGAACUGGUCCUGGUGCCUGCUGGCUUCCCACCCCCAGAGGCUGGAGUCCAGAACUCAAGAGUGGGCCUGGCAGGUCCCAGCCACACUUCUUGGGCUCCAGGGGGCUUGGAAGGUGCAGAGAGGGGAGCACCUGCAGAGUUGUGUGCUGGGUGAGAAGCACUCAAAUAAAGGUGUGUGGUGUUACA